AACCUAACUUGUCAGUCAAUCAACAAAGAACAUAGUUUUAUUAAUGUUUAGGUAUUUGAGAGAUUUUCAGUUUAAUCACAGACGAUCAGUUCCAGGAUUGACCGUGUAGCGAUUUAGCUAAAAAAAUGUCAACAUGCCACAUUAUCAAAAUUGAAGCCUAUUGCUGUAAAAACUGCGAUUUUAAGACUGAAUUAGCGCUUCUGUUCAAACAACACUGUAAUAAACAUCACUGCAUCAAGAGAGAAUUCAGAGAAGAUUUAUCAAGUGAGGACUUCAUUGUAAAAAGUUAUGUUUGCGAAAAAUGCAACUUUGAAACAAAUUUCUCGUUGAAGUUGCUUCAACAUUGUUCGGCAUGCACAAGAAUCAAAAGAAAACGGAGUCUAAAUCAUGAACAAGAUGCUGAAAAAUAUCCUCGUGAAACGAAAACUAAAACCACCGUGAAAAGACACAAAAACAUCGUCCACUUGAAUGACGAAGACAUUAUUAAAUGGUACGAAUGCAAAGAGUGCCCAUUCACCACUAAGCACGAAAAAUAUUUAAAAAGACACGUGACUACGAACCACUUAUCCGAAGAAAAAAUUAAGUGGUACGAAUGUGACAAUUGCCCAUACAAAACUAAACAUUCUGGGAAUUUAAAAAAGCACGUAAAUACGCGACAUUUGUGCGAAAAAGAACUGAAAUGGUACGAAUGCGAAGAGUGUCCUUUUAAAACCAAAUCCAAUUCGAAUUUAAGGGGGCACAUAAAUCGUGUCCACUCGAAAAAACCGAGAUGGUAUGAAUGUGCGCGCUGUUCAUAUAAAACUAAAGCGAAAAGUAACCUAAAAAGGCACGUUGCGGUUCAUGUGGAGAUCAAAUCGUAUGAAUGUGAGUAUUGUCCGUACAAGACGAAGUACAUUUCUGCUUUAAAGUGUCACAUAAAUUACCGGCAUUUGGAUGGGGCGGAAGCUAAAUGGUACAACUGCGAGCACUGUCCUUACAAGACUAAAAAUUCGUCGUAUUUUUAUGAUCACAGAAAAAGACAUGUAUAACACGUUUUAUAUUUUGUAUUAAAAUUGUUUCUUUAUUAA
Molecule: messenger RNA, 1067 nt
Organism: Zophobas morio
Lineage: Eukaryota; Metazoa; Arthropoda; Insecta; Coleoptera; Tenebrionidae
Product: zinc finger protein 711-like
Exons: 2
Coding region: 126-1028 (300 amino acids)
Biological process (GO): regulation of transcription by RNA polymerase II
Molecular function (GO): DNA-binding transcription factor activity, RNA polymerase II-specific; RNA polymerase II transcription regulatory region sequence-specific DNA binding
Source: RefSeq, a predicted model, not a curated record